UCCUCUCUCAGUCCCUCUCACCCUCUCACACCCACGCACGCACUCUCUCUCUCUCCCACCUUUGGAACUGCAAAUACGCUGGAAUAGUAGAUUCUCAGGAAGCUAACCCCGACAUUGAUUAGAGAGAGAGAGAGCAGAAGAGCGAGACGUAGAGGAAGAGAGAAACAGCUCAAAAAUGACUACAAACUCUUCCAAUAAUCACCGCUACUACUAUCCCACGCCGUCGUAUCGCUCCUCCUCCUCCUCCUCUUCCGCUUCCUUCAGAGGCUGCUGUUGCUGCCUCUUCCUCCUCUUCUCCUUCCUCGCUCUCCUCGUCCUCGCCGUCGUCCUCGUCAUUAUCCUCGCCAUCAAGCCCAAGAAGCCCCAGUUCGAGCUCCAGCAGGUUACCGUCCAAUCCAUGGGCAUCACAACCAACCCUCCCUCCUUCGCCGCACCCAACGACGGCUCAAUACCCACUGCCACUGGCGCCACUACUGUGUCUCUCUCCCUCACUAUUUUGCUGCUGUUCAACGCCGUGAACCCUAACAAGGUGGGGAUCAAGUACGGUGAGUCCAGGUUCACCGUGAUGUACAGGGGAAUCCCGUUGGGCAAAGCUUCCGUGCCUGGAUUCUACCAGGAAGCGCACAGUGAGAGGCAAGUACAGGCGACGAUCGUCGUCGAUCGGGUCAAUUUGCUUCAGGCCGACGCUGCCGAUUUAAUCCGAGACGCUUCCGUCAAUGACCGGGUCGAGUUACGGAUCUUUGGUGAUGUCGGAGCUAAGAUCCGGAUCAUGAACUUCGAUUCUCCUAGCGUUCAGGCAUCUGUGAACUGUGCAAUAGUGAUAAGUCCAAGGAAGCAAUCUCUGACUGACAAGCAGUGUGGCUUUGAUGGACUCAGUGUUUAAUGAGUGGCCAUCAUUUUGCUAUCCUCCUUUUUUCUGUUCACUCACAUUCUCACUUGAACUCUCAUGGCUUUACGCAAUUUGAGGACAAAGAGAUCUGAAGAAAACAGAGAUUGGAAAUUUGGAUGAGUGGGUUUGGAGUGAUUCACGGGAAAUUCUUAAACUGCAAACUGUAACAAGGAAGAUUUUAGAUGACAUAUUAAGUUAGGGUUUUUCAAAUCUCUUUAAUUUUUCCUCCCCAAUUGGGUAUUGGUUAUUAACUUGGAAAACAAAAUCUGAUGGUGUAUUGGAAAAUGUAAAUUGAAUCCAGUGAUUCGCUAUGGAAUCUAAGGGAUUGGCUGUGAAA
This is a messenger RNA of Neltuma alba, 1226 nucleotides long. RefSeq lists its product as uncharacterized. The record is from RefSeq and is a predicted model, not a curated record. The transcript is spliced from 2 exons. Lineage: Eukaryota; Viridiplantae; Streptophyta; Magnoliopsida; Fabales; Fabaceae. Bases 176 to 883 code for a protein of 235 amino acids. Gene Ontology annotation, biological process: defense response to other organism. Gene Ontology annotation, cellular component: plasma membrane.